AUGGUUUCGUUAAAUGAUCCAUCAUGUUUUUCUGAGCUUUCCAACAAUUUGGAUAAUAUUCUCAACAAUGCAGUGGACAAUACAAAUGCACAAAGUUUUGCUCCAGGAGUUGUUUUGGGAGUCACAAAUGAAAAGGAAACAAAAUAUUUGAAUUCAAAGGGAGUUGUGAGUCUUGAUAGUGGGAAGAAAAUAUCAACUGAUGCAAUGUUUUGCUACUACUCAUGUUCAAAGGCCAUCACAACUACAGCGAUUCUCCAAUUGGUUGAAAAAGAAUUGAUUGACUUAGAUGUACCGGUGAAGACAUAUUUACCGAAGAUUGGAGAUAUUGGUAUAAUUAAAGGUUGGGAAGAUGAGAAAACGCCAAUUCUUGAGCCUCCAAGAGUAGAUAUAACUAUGCGUAUGUUAUUAACCCAUUCAGCAGGAUUUUCUUAUCCUUUCUUCAAUGAAGAUUACAAGAAGAUGCUUGAGCAAAAUGGACAACCAAACAUUCUUAACGUUGAUGAAACAACAAUGGAUCACACAUUUUUGACAUUUGAGCCUGGCACAAAAUGGCAUUAUGGUAUGAAUUUGGAUUGGGCAGGAUUUGUGUUAGAAGCCGUCACUGGCCAGAAGUUAGGGGAUUAUAUUACGGAGAAUAUUUUUAAGCCUGCCAAAAUGGAUUCAUGUACUUUUCAUAUAAAGGAAAAUGAAAUAGUUUCGACACAUAUGCGUACAGCAGAAGGAUUAUCGAUUGCUCCAUUUGGUCCAGGAAGAGAUCCUAAGUUAGAUAUGGGAGGCCAUGGUAUUUUUGGAACUGUAGAUGAUUAUUUAAAGUUCAUUAGAAUUUGGUUGAAUGGUGGAAAAACUGCAGAUGGGUGUCAGAUUAUCAGCCCAGAAACCCAUGAGAUUGCUAUUCAAAAUAAUUUAGCUAAAGAUUUGCAUGUCACCGAUCUUGAGUCCUUUCAACAAGAAGUCACAAAAUCAACUCUUUUAGAUCCAAAUAUAAAACCAGAUACUUGGUCACUUGGUUUUUCAAUAAACGAGCAAGAUUUACCCACUGGAAGACCAAAAGGUACUAUACACUGGUCUGGUGUAGCAAAUCUAUAUUACUUGAUAGAUAUAAAGAAUAAAGUAGGAAUUUUUUGGGCCACUCAAAUUUUUCCAUUUCUUGAUGAAUCAGCAGGUGGGUUUAUAAAAGCAGAAACUGCAGUCUAUGAUGCUCUAAAUUCGUAA
Molecule: messenger RNA, 1212 nt
Organism: Debaryomyces tyrocola
Lineage: Eukaryota; Fungi; Ascomycota; Pichiomycetes; Serinales; Debaryomycetaceae
Source: the annotation of a GenBank genome assembly